ACCAUAUGAUUUGCUUUGGAGUAUCCCUAGUUGAGUACCCAUUUGUAAAUUAUAUUUCUAUUCAUUAAUAAACAAAUAUUUAUCUGACGAAGUUAUUUGUUUUUAAGUUAACAGCACUUCGCAUUUUUUUGUGUGUUGUGUUGUGUGGGAGUUGAAAAUGGUUCUUUGUAGGUUUUUUCUUCAAGGAACGUGUAGGUUUGGAACCAAAUGCAGCAAUGAACAUUUGGAUAUAAAGCAACUUGUGAAAACCGAUUUGGAAGCAGCCAUAAAUGGUAAACAAUGGCCGUUUUCCUGCUUUGGACCUUUUAAGGAUAAACCAUGUAUUCCGGCCUUUAUUGAAGAUCAGUCCUUCGAAGAAAUACGAUGGCUGUGUUACGAAGCCAAACAAAAAAACUGUGCAGACCAAUACGUCCAACAAUUCAACAAGGAAGCUAUGGAAGCAAAUAAUAAAAUAAAAACUAUUUUGCAGUUAUCACCUCAUGUAAUAGAUCUAAUUUGCCGAUUGUAUGACGCGCCUGCUGAUGUCGGUGGCAAUUCGGGAUUGGAAAAAAGUAAUGCGAAUCCAUUUGGGUUUAGAAGUAACAUUACUAAUGACGCAACUUCCAUUUUCAAUAAGUCUGGUACUCCAUCUGGCAGUAAUAAUACUUUUAGAGGUGGAUUUAGCAAUAUUGCUACUACAAGUAGUGCGGGAAAUACAUUUAGCGGUGUUACGUCAUCACCUGCUGGAGGGAUAUUUGCUGGAAGUAGUUCACCCUUUAAUUCUCAAAAUCAGCAGUCUUCAAUUUUUUCGCAUCAACUGCCGCAAACAAAUUCCAUAUUUGGUGGCGGUGGGUCGCAAAAUGCUUUGUUUGGGCAACCGCAGACAAGUACAGGAGUUAUUGGUGGACUUUUCGGACAAACAUCACAACCGACCGGUGGCUUUUUUGCCCAAGCAUCGCAACAGCAACAGAAUCGACCUUCGCCCAAUGUAGGUUUAUUUGCCCAACAGACUCAGCAGCCACAAUCGGUUUCGAACGUUGACUUAUUUGCAAAACAAUGUCAAUCUCAAUCAGCGCCAAUAGGGGGAGUUAUAUUUAAUCAGAAUAUUCAACAACAGCAACAAUCAAAUGGAAAUAUAUUUGCUCAAUCCAUACAAGCUCAGCAAAUGCAGACCGCUUCGGGUUUUCCUUUGUAUCAGACAAAUAAACAACAUCCUCCAUCGGUUUUUGGUCAACAAAACGCUUUUACACAACAAAGUUCGAAUGGUGUAUUUGGUCAAAUGGUUCAAAAUGCGUCUGUUAGUAACAGCAAUAAUAUAUUUACACAACCCCUUAGUGCAACAAAUGACAAUGGGGGCUUUAAAAAUCCUCAUACUUCAGCUAUACCCACACAAAACAUCUUCGCUCACGCAUUGCAACAACAACAACGAACUCCUGCAAACAUAUUUUCACAACCAGCCAAACCAUCUGCAAAUAUAUCUGUUUCAAUGGAGCCUUCUACAGGUUUUUUCCAACAUGGUACACAAUUGCAACAAGUACCACAUCAGGAGACCGCAUUUGGCCAGCAGAUAGUUGAAAAUGGCUCUUCUCAGCCUCUGCUUCAAUCACCGGUGGUAAGCAGCUCUGUGUAUAGCAAGUUGGAAGAUCUUACACACGAAGAAAUUGAGUCUUUUAAAGCGGUAACUUUUACCCAGGGCAGAAUUCCGAAUGUUCCUCCACCACGAGAGUUAAUAAAUUAAUUGUUAUUUCAAAAAUUAUAGUAAAUAAAUAAUCAAAAAGUGCCCAGAACAAAGA
This is a messenger RNA of Anastrepha ludens (Mexican fruit fly), 1772 nucleotides long. RefSeq names its product nucleoporin NUP42-like. The transcript is spliced from 2 exons. The record is from RefSeq and is a predicted model, not a curated record. Gene Ontology annotation, molecular function: metal ion binding. NCBI's taxonomy places the organism in Eukaryota, Metazoa, Arthropoda, Insecta, Diptera, Tephritidae. Bases 158 to 1717 code for a protein of 519 amino acids.